Messenger RNA from Brassica rapa (field mustard), 757 nucleotides. Its product is annotated as pyrophosphate--fructose 6-phosphate 1-phosphotransferase subunit alpha 1. Gene Ontology annotation, molecular function: 6-phosphofructokinase activity; diphosphate-fructose-6-phosphate 1-phosphotransferase activity. The record is from RefSeq and is a predicted model, not a curated record. Gene Ontology annotation, cellular component: cytosol. Lineage: Eukaryota; Viridiplantae; Streptophyta; Magnoliopsida; Brassicales; Brassicaceae. Gene Ontology annotation, biological process: response to glucose; glycolytic process; photosynthesis.
GUAUAUCUCUUGACCUACACGUUUCUUCUUCUCCUUCUUCUCCUUCUUCUUCUUCUUCUUCUUCUUAAUGUAAAGAUGGCGUUGAUACAACUUUCUUUCUUUACUGAUCUUUAACGUUUUUUAGGCAAUGAUGACGGUGAAGAACUGGUCCCAAAAUGCUGGUUCUACUUCAACUUCAAUUGGUAGACCUGCAAUUCAUCCGGCAAUGGUGGAUCUGAAAGGCAAAGCAUACGAGCUUUUGAGACAGAACGCAGACAAAUUCUUGAUGGAAGAUCUGUACAGGAACCCAGGGCCGCUUCAGUACGAUGGUCCUGGCGCAGAUGCUAAAGCAGUGAGUCUCUGCGUUGAAGAUCAAGAUUACAUGGGGCGUAUCAAGAAGCUGCAAGAAUAUCUAGACCAGGUGAGGACGAUAGUGAAGCCAGGAUGUUCUCAAGACGUACUGAAAGCAGCACUGAGCGUGAUGGCUUCAGUGACUGAUGUUCUCACCACCAUUUCUUCAUCUUCAAAUGGUGGUCAACAAACUGCUUAGAACGCAAAAGAAAGAGAGCCAGCCAACUCUUUAUAAAAGCUUCAAUGUUUUUUUUUGCAUAAAAACUCUUUUCAAUAUCCCACAUUUCGUGUUCUUGUUUUUUUUUUUAAUUCUUAAACGAUGUAACGUUUGUUGUGGGUUGAGUUUAGAAAUCGAGAAAAACAAAGUUUUGAAUUUAUGUUAUCAACAGACUUUAUUUGUUUUCUAAAUCUACCUACCAUAUUUAUA